CGUCGGCAGCGGUAAUUUGGUAAUUAUAGGGAAAAAGGAGGGUUCCUUGGAAUUGGCGAAUGUUUGUUUAUUUUUGGGGCGCCACCAAAACCCACCCAGACCGGACUACUACCUUGCCACGACAGCACCACCUGCACCAUCCUUCCUUUCUUUAAUUCCCAAAUUACAACCACCGCUUUUCCCUCACACAUGUCUUCUUCUCUUCUCUAACACAGUAACACCACAACCCUCUCUUUCUCUCUCUCUCUCUCUCUCUCUCUCUGCAUUGAGCAACUCAUCUCACUAAUAGAAGCAGCCCUAACUUAGUUUCUCACACACAAAUUCUGAGUUCAGACACUGAAAACAGUACUCGUAGAUCGAUCAAAGAUGGGAUCUGGAGCUGGAAACUUCAUCAAAGUCAUUCUCAAGAACUUUGAUGUUCUUGCUGGGCCGGUGAUUAGUCUUGUUUAUCCUCUGUAUGCUUCAGUUAGGGCAAUUGAGAGCAAGUCACCUGUGGAUGAUCAGCAGUGGCUCACUUACUGGGUUCUCUAUUCCAUGAUCACUCUCUUUGAACUCACCUUCGCCAAACUUCUUGAAUGGAUUCCUAUAUGGCCCUAUGCUAAGCUGAUUAUAACCUGCUGGCUGGUCCUUCCAUACUUUAGUGGUGCUGCUUAUGUUUACGAGCAUUAUGUGAGACCUUUCUUUGUUAAUCCUCAGACAGUUAACAUCUGGUAUGUUCCAAGUAAAAAGGACAAAUUGGGUAAGAAAGAGGACAUUCUAACUG
This is a messenger RNA of Arachis duranensis, 763 nucleotides long. Its product is annotated as HVA22-like protein a. Lineage: Eukaryota; Viridiplantae; Streptophyta; Magnoliopsida; Fabales; Fabaceae. The record is from RefSeq and is a predicted model, not a curated record.